CAUUUAGCUAAUUUUAACCAAGUCCAGUCCAUUCAGUACUCAUCUUUGGAAGAGAAGGACAGGAAAGGUAUGCUGCAGCUGAACGUAGCAGGAGCUCCAGAGCCCCUCACUGUCACUACAGUAUCGCUGACUACUGCAGAAAACAUGGCCGACUUGAUUGACGGUUACUGUCGACUCGUCUUCUCAGUUACUCACUCGUUCAUUAUUCGAGUUCACAAAGAUGGUGACAGAGCGCUUCCUUCUUUACCAAAAGUUUUGAAUCAUGAAAAGCGGAUGGAAAAACGAAUGGAUGGAGUACGAACGCGAGCCGUUUGUGUGUCAGGUCACAUUAGUGGUGACGAAACAGACGAUUAUGCUGAGAUCAUAGAUGAGGAGGACACGUACACUAUGCCUUCAAAGUACUAUGGACUAGAUCAAGCACAAGAUUAUGAGAUACAACGGGAUCGAAUAGAGUUGGGACGUUGCAUUGGGGAGGGCCAGUUUGGAGAUGUCCACCAAGGAGUCUACAUCAGCCCAGACAAUCCAGCUCUGUCUGUCGCAGUGAAGACGUGCAAAAACUCAACGUCAGACAGCGUCAGGGAAAAAUUCCUACAGGAAGCAUUGACCAUGCGCCAGUUCGACCAUCCUCAUAUAGUGAAGCUGAUGGGAGUCAUCACAGAGAAUCCAGUGUGGAUCAUCAUGGAGCUCUGCACUCUUGGGGAGUUACGGUCGUUUCUCCAGGUUAGAAAGUACAGUUUAGAUCUGGCUUCUCUCAUCUUGUACUCUUAUCAGCUCAGCACAGCACUGGCAUAUCUGGAGAGUAAACGCUUUGUACACAGGGACAUUGCAGCAAGAAAUGUUUUGGUGUCUACAGUUGAUUGUGUAAAGUUGGGAGACUUUGGACUGUCUCGAUACAUGGAGGAUAGCUCGUAUUAUAAAGCAUCGAAAGGUAAAUUACCUAUCAAAUGGAUGGCUCCAGAAUCCAUCAACUUCAGACGAUUUACAUCAGCUAGCGAUGUCUGGAUGUUUGGCGUCUGCAUGUGGGAGAUUCUGAUGUAUGGCAUCAAACCCUUCCAGGGUGUGAAGAACAACGACGUUAUUGGCAGAAUUGAGAACGGCGAGCGGCUUGCCAUGCCCCCUCAGUGCCCUCCCACUCUCUACAGCUUGAUGACAAAAUGUUGGUCGUACGAUCCCAGCAAGAGGCCGCGCUUUAAUGAACUGAAAACACAACUAAGCCAAGUAGACCGGGCUAUCCCAGUCCCCGUUCCAGUGAGGGUUUCUAUCCAAGUUCGCAGCAUCCUGGACACUACCAGAUGGCAGGGUAUCCAGGUCCUUACACUCUUCCGUCUGUGCCCAGCGCCAUGUACCCACCACCAACUUCCAUGGUGGACACACACCAUGCACACACACACCCCCGCCACCAUGUACAUGCACACUCCCACAUACAGCAGCUUCCCCAGCCCCACGGAGCAGACAUGGCACUAUGGGAGAAACCAGACACGAGAAGUUCUAGAGGGAGUUUGGACAGAGAAGAAGGUGGACUCCAACCUCCGACAGGAAACCAGCACAUAUACCAGCCUGUUGGCAAACCAGAACAUGCAGCCCCUCCAAAAAAACCUCCUCGGCCCGGAGCCCAGAGCCAAGUAGGAGGUCUGGCUUGUCUGCACACCGGAGACAGUUACAACGAUGGAGUCAAGCCCUGGCGGCUGCAGCCUCAGGAGAUCAGCCCGCCUCCCACGGCCAAUCUGGACCGCUCAAACGACAAAGUUUAUGAGAAUGUGACGGGACUGGUGAAGGCUGUGAUUGAGAUGUCAAGUAAGAUUCAGCCAGCGCCUCCAGAGGAGUACGUACCCAUGGUCAAGGAUGUUGGUCUGGCACUAAGGACGUUAUUGGCCACAGUAGAUGAGACUCUACCUCAGCUCCCUUCCAGCACACACAGAGAGAUUGAGAUGGCACAAAAAUUAUUGAACUCUGACUUGGCGGAGCUGAUCGGGAAGAUGAAGUUAGCCCAACAAUAUGUGAUGACCAGUCUGCAGCAGGACUACAAGAAGCAGAUGCUGACAGCAGCUCAUGCUCUUGCUGUUGAUGCCAAGAACCUCUUAGAUGUCAUUGACCAAUCGCGGCUCAAGAUGAUGGCCCAUUCGCGCCCACACUAACCCUUCUCCGCCCACCAAGAGCUGAGGUGACCCAGUAAAGACACACAUCCACGGUUCCUGUUGGAGAGCUAAAGACACCUGGAUUGGUGACGUUAGUCCUGAAAGAUGGAGUUUUUGGAGAGAACAAUGGCUUCUUUGUUCUUAUCACAA
This is a messenger RNA of Nematolebias whitei (Rio pearlfish), 2285 nucleotides long. Its product is annotated as focal adhesion kinase 1. Gene Ontology annotation, molecular function: protein tyrosine kinase activity; ATP binding. The record is from RefSeq and is a predicted model, not a curated record. NCBI's taxonomy places the organism in Eukaryota, Metazoa, Chordata, Actinopteri, Cyprinodontiformes, Rivulidae. Gene Ontology annotation, cellular component: focal adhesion. Gene Ontology annotation, biological process: signal complex assembly; protein phosphorylation.